Molecule: messenger RNA, 455 nt
Organism: Homalodisca vitripennis (glassy-winged sharpshooter)
Lineage: Eukaryota; Metazoa; Arthropoda; Insecta; Hemiptera; Cicadellidae
Product: 40S ribosomal protein S23-like
Biological process (GO): translation
Cellular component (GO): ribosome; cytosolic small ribosomal subunit
Molecular function (GO): structural constituent of ribosome
Source: RefSeq, a predicted model, not a curated record
AAAUUUGGCCCCGUAUGCGAGGACUUUUUGCUGCCUGCACACUGCGGAAGAAGAGCCAGCUCAAAAGAAGGCACGAUGGCGCCUACCGCAGGCGCCAGCUCGGGAAAGUGGCCAACAAUGUCAUGGGGGGAAAGCCCCAGGCCAAGGGCAUUGUCCUGGCGAAGAUCGGUGUUGAGGCCAAGCAGCCCAACUCAGCCAUUCGUAAAGUAUGCCGCAUCCAGGUCAUCGCGACAGGGAAGAAUCUCCUUGCGUUUGCCCCUGGGGACGGUGCGCUGAAGGUUAUCGAGGAAAAUGACGAAGUCUGUGUAGAGGGCCUUGGGAAGAAGGGAAGGGCCGUCGGCGAUAUGCCGGGUAUAAAGUACAAGAUCACCAAGGUCAGCGGCGUGUCUCUGCCUGCGAUCCUAAACGGGACCCGCGAGAAGCCCAACAAGUAAUUAAAAUAUUUCUUAAUCCCA